AUGUUUAGCAAUGUUCGUGAUAUGUUGUGGCAGAAAUUAAUUGUUUGGAAUUCAAAAUUGUUGUUAGCAGCAGGUAAAGAGGUAUUAAUCAAAGCAGUGGGGCAAGCGCUACCUACUUAUACAAUGGGUGUUUUCAUACUACCACAAAAUUUGUGUCAUGAGUUGUCUGCUAUGAUUGCACAUUACUGGUGGGGGAGGGCAGGAGGCCGAGGAAUACAUUGUUUGGGGUGGUGGAAAUUAUGCAAACCGAAAUGUUUGGGAGGAAUUGGAUUCAUAAACUUUGAAGCCUACAAGAAGGCUAUGGUGGCGAAACAGGCGUGGCGAAUUCUAGAAGACACUGGCUCCCUAAUGGGGAGAUUGUUAAAGGCUCGUUAUUUUCCAAAUGGAGAUUUUAUGCAGGCAACUACUAGGCCUUCACCCUCUAUGACAUGGAAGGCUAAUCUUUGGGGUCGAGAAGUUGUUGAAGAAGGUCUUGUGUGGCAUGUUGGGAGUGGGCGUUCCAUAAGGAUUUUCCAAGAUCGGUGGAUUCCUGAGUCUUAUACUUUCAAGCCGUUACAAAAUGGAGGGUUGGAGUCGACCACUCUAGUUUCUGACAUCAUUACUCCUUCUAGAGGCUGGAAUCAAGCUUGA
Prunus armeniaca (apricot) is the source of this 630-nucleotide messenger RNA. Lineage: Eukaryota; Viridiplantae; Streptophyta; Magnoliopsida; Rosales; Rosaceae. The record is from the annotation of a GenBank genome assembly.